Molecule: messenger RNA, 8338 nt
Organism: Homalodisca vitripennis (glassy-winged sharpshooter)
Lineage: Eukaryota; Metazoa; Arthropoda; Insecta; Hemiptera; Cicadellidae
Gene: IA-2
Product: receptor-type tyrosine-protein phosphatase N2
Exons: 26
Coding region: 103-3171 (1022 amino acids)
Biological process (GO): protein dephosphorylation
Cellular component (GO): secretory granule
Molecular function (GO): protein tyrosine phosphatase activity
Source: RefSeq, a predicted model, not a curated record
UACUCGUGCUGCGCUGCACAUUUCGUCGGGUGUUUGUGCUGUGUGCGGGAACUGACAGAACUGCGGGGGCUGCUCUGCUCCAGUUGUCACGUCUGCUGUCCAAUGAGCCAGUGGGGGACCUGGGCCGUGGUGGGCUGGCUGGCGCUGAUCCUGGCGUCAGCGAGGUCUGACGGCAAUGUCGGUUGCCUCUUCAGCCCCGCCCUGUGUAUCCCUGAAGUGGAAUGGUGCUUCAACGAUGAUGCAUUCGGGCGAUGCCUCCAAGAAAAUGUCGACGAAGAAGAUCUAUACAGGCACGAACUUAGCCCAGAUGAACUGCAGGAGCUGGAAAGAGAGAUGGAAAGACUGCUGAACUUGGGCUACCGCUGGAGCCACAGUUACACCCAAUGUCUUCUCCAGGCCAUGUUGUACGCAUACAAAAUCAGAAUGGUGUAUGAUCCAGAAGUCUGUAAUAAUUUAAAGGAUCAGGAUCUAGCUUCGGCUCUAAAGGCCUUUGAAAGUGACGAGAUGGUGUUGGACCCUCAGAACGUGGCUUUUGUCAAGUUCACCCCCAGUGCCAACAACCCCCAUGCAGAAUUUGCUGAUGAGGUCUACUUCCCGCCUCUACCCCUCGACACGGACUUCCUUCCAGUUCCACCUCCUGUGGACCGAGAUGAGGAAGACUUUGAAGAAGAGGAGGAAGAGCAGCCUCUACCGCUGAUGGAAGUUCCAGUGGUCCUUGAGCCACAAGAAGAAGAAUCCGACUACCCCGGUGUGGGCUUCUCCCAAAGACAGUUCCCGUUCUCUCUAGUCCGCAAGAAAUCUCUACCUCACCGGCGCUCUCUACACUUCAGCACAAAUUACAAUACUCCGGAUGACUUUCGCAGAGGUUACGAGUCGAGGGACCUACUCCCUGACGGAGUUCAAGAAACAUCGGCUUUCUCAGAAGUUUACAACACACCAGACGGCUUCAGAAGUGGGGAUGAGACCAGAGACAGGCACCGUCAGACGGAGCCCCUAGUGUUGUUGGAGUCCGAGGAAUCAAACCAGGUCGACCCUGCAGAGUCCAUCCUGCUGCCGAUGUUGAAAGCUAUCGGAGAUUCGUACCCGAGCCCCCGAGUACAGGAGGAGCAGGAGCGAGAGGGUGGCAGACUUCUGGAGCUGAGCGGGAGGAUGGCGGAUGGGGAGGGGGAGGUGGCCCGAGGCUACACUGAGGGUGGGAUGGUCCUUAUCCCAGACAAACAUGCAGAUGUGGAUCAGAGCCUGAGCGAAUUCCUUGUCGGACUAAACUCGGACAACUGGGGCUUCAAGCGACCUGAAAGGCUUGACGUCAAGAAACCUGGGCCUCCAUUCAAAACUAAUAAUUAUGCUUUCAAGACCCAGACAGAAGAAAAGUCGCAGAUUAGUAAAGUUAACAACGACCAAAAAGAAAAGACACCACAUGACCAUGAUGAUUGUACAGGUGCGAGAGAGACAGAGAGACACCCAGAGUCUGCAGCUCAGACAGAAGCCGACAUCUUGCCACAGGUUCAGUUACAGACUGUGGAGAAACUCAUAGCUGUGCCUCCUCAGAAGAAGACCUACGGUCCAGACCUGGACAUGACAGGCUCCCAACAGUAUGACAUCAUAAACAACAAUUUUGCCUUCAUUGAGUUCAAGGAAAUAAUCAAUACUUGGCAGCAAGGGGAACGAAUUAUAGAGGAGGUAGCUAAACAACUUCAUGUCCCGAAGAACACCUUUGAUGAAAUUCGGGUGGAUCGAAAUGAAGUAACAUUCCGUGUACUCAACAACAACAAGAACCUUAAUGCCUCAACAGUCGCCAAGAAGAUUGAGGACAUCAAGUAUGACCUGAAGCAGAAGUGUGGGGUCACCGUUACAUCUGCUGGGAUUGGAGAUAAGACGAAACUGCCGUCAGUGCUGAGCCUCAACGGUGAUGCCGACUUCGAGUUCUUCGCCGUCGCAUUCGUCGUAUCCGUCAUCUUCAUCACCGUGGUACUCUCCACCAUCCUUCUCCUGCUGGUGCGACGCUAUGUUGCAUCCCGCGCCAAGAUACGCAACCUCACCACGCCCGACACAGAGGCCAGCAAGGAUUAUCAGGAGCUGUGCCGCGCCAGGAUGGCCGCCAAGCCGCCGCACGACACCGCAGCACCGACCGCAGCCUCUCACCGCAUCGCCAGCCUCUCGCGGGAAUCUGACAACAGUCCUUCGUCUCGCUCCAGCACCUCUUCAUGGAGCGAAGAACCAGCCCUCAGCAGCAUGGAUAUAUCUACAGGACAUAUGGUGCUGUCAUACAUGGAAGACCACCUGCGCAAUAAAGACCGCCUGGAAACGGAAUGGGCUGCCCUGUGCGCCUAUGAGGCUGAACCUUGCGCUACCAUAAUUGCCCAGAGGCCUGAGAAUGCUAAGAAGAACCGGUACGUGAACGCUUUGCCGUAUGACCACGCUCGUGUAGUACUCAACGAGCUCUCCAACAUCUCUGGCUCUGACUACAUCAACGCAUCUACCAUAACGGAUCACGACCCGCGCAACCCAGCGUACAUCGCCACACAGGGCCCAUUGCCUCAUACUGCUCCAGACCUUUGGCAGAUGGUGUGGGAACAGGGCUGUGUAGUUAUGGUGAUGCUUACGCGACUCAUCGAGAACGAUGUUUCCAUGUGUCAUCGAUACUGGCCUGAGGAAGGCUCCGAGCUCUAUCACAUUUAUGAGGUUCAUUUGGUGAGCGAGCACUUCUGGUGUGACGACUAUCUAGUUCGCAGUUUCUACCUGAAGAAUUUGAAGACCACAGAGACCCGAACAGUCACUCAGUUCCACUUCCUGUCAUGGCCCGAGGGCGGCGUGCCUGUCUCCACCAAGGCACUCCUGGAGUUCCGUAGGAAAGUGAACAAGUCCUUCAGAGGCCGCUCUUGCCCUAUCGCUGUACACUGCAGCGAUGGUGUUGGUCGCACUGGCACUUACUGUCUGCUGGAUAUGGUACUGAACCGCAUGGCCAAGGGGGCGAAGGAGAUCGACAUAGCAGCAACACUGGAGCAUAUCCGAGACCAGCGAGGAGGCAGUGUUGCCACAAAACAGCAGUUCCAGUUCGUGUUGGCAGCAGUGGCAGAGGAGGUGCAGGCCACACUGCGCAACAUGUCACAGCAGAAAGCAGAGCCACCCCCUGCUACACCCCCCACCGCCACCCAGCCGCCAGCCCAGUAAAAUGAGGAGGUUUGCCCUGCAGCAGGAAGAAUUUGUGGAGAAGACUCUCCUGGUUUCAGCUCAAAUGGUCGCAAAACACUGUAAUAAUGAUUUAGGCCUGAUGUUCAACCGUUGUUCCGUUGGUCACCCCUCACUGUCCCCUUUCGUUCACUUGUUUAUCCCCUGGCGCCAACCUCCUGUUUGGAGCCAUCCAAGGCCUAUCUUAGGUGUUUGUCGUUCACUUUCCCCGUCGAUGUCUGAUCGUUUCCCACCAGUCGUCCUCAUUUCUAGCCAAGAAGAUUGCAGAAGCGGUUAACAACAGAUUGUUUCCAGUGAUAGAUCGAAAUAUUUUUAUAUACGUAUACAUUUAACCUUAAGAAAUUUUAGUUUUAGUAAGAUUUAGUACAAUCACAUUAUAUUUUUAAAAAUCAAAGCAGUCAGCGUACGUGCAGUACAAGUUUGGUGGUGUUUCUUCAACCAUCGAUCUCAGCGUAAUGUCGGUGACGUGUAAAAGACUUAAUGUAGUUUUAUAGUUAUUUCGGUUUUGUUCUGUAAAUUGGUAGUUCUAUUUAUUUUUAGUUUUACAUAAUGCUUAGUUAAUUUAUUGCAUUCAUAUAUUUAGCUUAAUUUUUAACCGCUUAAAAUGUUCAAAAAAGUUUAAAAAAAACAUGUAGUUAAAGUAAUAUUUUUAGAAUUCACUUUCGAUUGUAUACCAGUUUUAAAUUUUUAUUCUCUAUCAAAGAACAGGUACAAAUCCAGUAAAAUAUUUAUCAAUGUAAAAUAUCAUAAAUUUUACUGUAACUUUGACUAAACAAAUUUAGUCUGUGUAAGCAAGGGCAAAAUACUAAUUAAAUUUUAAACAAAGUGAUGCCUUUUGGUCUGUCCUUUUUUACUCGUUUUCCAUUUUGUUAUUUUUUUCCUAAUUCCAACCUAUUAAAAUAAAAGUUGUUUUUGUUAUUCAAUUAUAUAGUUUAUUGUUAAAUGUAGUUAAUAUUAUUAUAUUCAGAUAUAUAUUAAGUAAAUGUAGGUCAUGUAUUUAGGCUAGUAAAUACAAUAUUAUAUGCAUAUAGCUUUAUAUGUCUUACAGGCGAUCUUCUUUUCCUUCUAAUAAAAUCAAAAUAUAUUUUUCUUAUUGUUUGGGUCUGAAAAAUAAAAUAUAUACAUACCUAUAUAUUUUAAAACAUAAUUUUUAGUCAAGUUAAAACGUGUGAAUGUGUGAAAGGCAAGGUUAGGUUUAACUAACACUGGUUCAAUCAAUCAAAAUUGAUUAUUGUAGAUUUGUUAAAAUAGUUUUAAAUAAAACAUUCAAAAAACUAUUAACAACUUUGCAGGAUUGGAGAGAAUUGUAAUGCAGUAACCAUACAGUUUAUUUUGUGAUUAUUAUUAUCAUCUUUUGCAAUGUAUUUCAGCUCACUUAGAUCUAUUCUGAUUAGAAAAUGACUAAAAAGUACAAAUAAAUCACUUGAGAAAUUUAACAGAAAGUUAAUAAUGUACCUGAGUGCAGUAUCUUGUCAGUCAUUUAUUCUUGUAUUCAGUAACUAACUACAAAAAUAUCCUAUACAGUUUUGUUUUUAUUUUUAACAUGUUUCAUAAUUGUCGAUUAAAGAAAAUGAUCGAUCAGCUACAAUAUUCAACAUAUGAAAUUAAAGAUAUUUUUAGUUAUGAUAUGAUUUUCAUUGUUAAAUACACACUUUUAAAACUAAAAAAAUGUAACCGUAGUAUCCAUUAAAGGAGUAUAUUCUUACUGAAAUGUGCAUUAUUAAUAAUAAACCGCAAUAAUGAUCAAAGUAUGAUUUUUUUAAAUUAAAAGGGUUGCUAAGCUCUGAGUAUAGAUUGAAAAGUGUUUUUCAUUCGAAAUACAUAUUUAUUAAGUCAGGUUUCAUUAACAACGAGUUCUGUAUAAUUUUUUCAUGGGUUUCAUUGCAACGACUAAAUUACUAUUUUUGAAAAUGAAAUAAUUAAAGUAAUAGUUCUGUCUUUUGCCAUCUUCAGAAAAAGUUGGUAUUUAAAGUUGGUUCAUUCUGUAAAGCGAGAACUAUAUUGGUGUUUGCUUUUAUCACCAUAUAUAUAGAAUAAAUAUACAUUGGUUGGAUAAUAUUUGUAGUAGACACAAGAUACGUGCCAAAAGUUUUAAUGAAAAAUAUCAACUAGGUGAACAGAAAUCAAUUCUAAUGUUGCUUUCAAUGAGUGAGGACAUCAAGAAGUUUGGGCAUUUUAAUCAUUACAAUCAGUGCUUCGAACCAAAUUAUUAAUAGUUUCCGCAGGGUGUGCAAAUAAUUUAACACUUAUUGAAACCACUGUUCGAUUACAACAGUUAUAGAAGGGUUGUAAAUUAAGCAGCAGUCUGACCUAAAUCCGACAUUUGUCAACAAAAGGCUUACUCCAGAGCUAACCUAUGAACGCUGGAGCAGAACCAGCUCUGCCCAUUACAGCUAUUGGGCAAAUUUUCAUGAUUUUCAAAACUUGACAACCCUUACAACGUUGAUCAUUUUCCGGAUAGUCAACCAAUUUACUCUUUGCACGUGCUGGUCGUUCUUCGUACUUCUUCAUAUGUAUAUUUGCGGUUUCAACGAACUGAAUACAAAAGAGCCCAUAGCCUACUUUGUUAAUACCAUAAUAUUACUAGAUGCUAAUUUUUUUUUCUUAUUUUAAAUCUUCCUCUUUCAUAAAAACAUUUGGGUCAAGGAUAUGUGGGGGAGGUGUCAGUUUUGUUUGACACAAACAUUAAUUAAUUCUUCCAUAAAGCUCAUGACAUAUAUUUUAAGGUUAUAGGAUCUCAGUUACAAGUAUUUAACAACUUAGUGAAUUGAAGUUGUAAGUGAGAUGGAUAAAAAUGAUUCCAUUAAUGGUUGCUUAAGAAAAGUUAAUAAAGAUUGAUACAAAGUUGGAUUGAUUGCCGAUUUUUAUACUACAAACACUGCUCAAAACAGUUAACCUAACCUAGCCUGUAAUGUUACCAAUCAUAGUCAAUUGAAGUGUGAGAUUGUUUGAGAAUGAGCCUCAACUCACUGGCUGGAUGAGAAGGAGAAACACAAGUUAAUUUCACAUCCCACGCCGAGCCUUGUGGCUUCAUUGGACCAGCCCCCAAUGGAACUGCAUCCCCGACCUGACCUAACCUAGCACUGCGCCUCUGCCACCAUCCUAGAGCUCUGCCCACCUUAGAGGAGCCGUAAUGAACAGCUCUUGCUUUCUUGGUUACAAUUAUUAUUAUUGGUUAAUUAAAUUAAAAAAUCGUAGCGGACCUAACUAAAAAUAAAAAUGUUAUUUUUCCACAAAAAUUGUAUUUAAAUAAUGUUAAAAAUCAAGGCCACGUUUAACUUUAUUGUCAACAAGAAUCAUCUGUCAUCCUUUUAAUCAAAAUAUUUGAACUACUCGUUUAUUAAACCAUUAUCUUAAUAAUUAAUUUUAAUUACAUAAUUAUCUGUAAAUUCCAAAUACUGUACUAUACCUGGCAUUUUAUUGCUUACUGAAUUUAAUGAGAAUGUGUGUUUAUAUUUAUUUAUACAUAUUUCCCGAUCCAAAGAGUGUUCUGUCAAAAUAGUAAAGUGACAGCAGUCAGCAGUGAGAUUUUAACUGCAUGAUGAUUUGCCCAAAGACUUAUGCAGUUGAGAAGAAUAUUAUAAAAUAUAAUUUUAUUAAAACUUCCCAUGACUAUUUAUUGAAAUUCUUUUAAAAGGCAGUUAGUUAUUCCUAAAUGUAUUUGUUGGAUCAGUCUGAAAACAAAAAAACUUAAUUUAUGAAUAAAAAGAAUGUAUGCUGUUAUCUAUGAAUACAAAUACAGCACAUUUUAUAUCAGUAACAAAACACUUUCAUAAAUAUGAGCCAAUAAAUGUGCUUGUUUAUUAUUCUUAUUAGACAAUCUUCUAUCAGUGACUUUAUAUGUAAAAAUUUAUAUAAAACACUAAUUAUGAUUCUGCCAUUAAGACGUAAUCAAUGUUUUUUUUUUGUAAAUCUGAGACCCCCGACAAUGGGUAGGAAAAGGCUAAAAAUAUAUUUUACUCUUCCUCCUUAAAAAUGUACUGCUUUAUUUAAUUCAUUUUUAAAUUCAACCGUUCUGACUCAGUUAAUCUGAUUGCAAGUAGUCCGGCCUGUGUCAUCGAUCCAGGAUGGGCAGAUUCUCAUAGGAACGUUUCUGUUUAUCUGCAGUCCCGUUCUCACGAGAAUUCGGAUCUGAGAAGACCCAGAGUCCGCAGUACCUGACAACCCUCUAGCUCCUGUAUCAGUCCUACCAACCUCGUCAAACUUGCAUUACCCUCCUCAUCAAUAAAACAGUUUCAGUAAGUUCAAAUACCAACAAAUCUAACACUUUUCUUAAUCAGUAGUCCUGUAACAAUUUACAUUCCACUUGAAGCAAAUGAUCUGUUAUCAAAUGCUCCUUAAAUUAAGUUAUAAAGUGGUAAAUCAGGUUAAACAAUGAUUAUAUUUGAUUUUCAGUUUUAACUUAAUUUUUGUUUAUUAUUUCUAAUUUAGUUUUAAGCUUAGUUUGUGACUUAAGUUAUAUUUCAUUAGACUUAGUUUAUUUAAUUGUAAAAAUGUUUUAAGACUGUUUAACUUAUAUAGGGACAUUUUUAUACAUGGUUUUAAGGCUACAAAACAACAGCUAUUUGUUAUUUCUCACAAAGAAAAGUUAUUUUGUACUGUCUAUCUCAUAAAUAGAAUAAAGUCAAUUGAACGUACUAAAGCCAGAAAUUUUCAAGGUGCUUAAUCAUAAUAGUAUGUGAUCCUCACAUUAUAUUUUUAUCUAUAGGAAAUUAAUAAAUUAAAUAAUACUUUCUACAGUUGGAUUAGGGUACUAUGUCUCCGUUAGUGAUGAAUGGUGUUUUAAAAUGUGCUGUAAGGUCAUCUUUGAGUUUAUUUUCGUAUAAAUAUUGAUGUGGGAACAUUGUAAAUGCGAUCAUUUUCUCAUUCUGCUAUACUAUCCGACAUCUAUUUGUAUUUAUGAACAAUUCCGAAGACAUUCUAAAAGAAAUUCUGGUGACAGUGUUUCCGGAUGGGCAUGUUGGUAGCACUGGUACAUGCCACCGCCUCUCCUACACUCCUCUGUCUUAAAUUUUAUAGUUAGGUUUCACAUCCAGAAAUCUCUAUUUUUGUGGUAAAUGUGGCAUGCACACUCCCUAGCACAGUGUUGUAGUACUGCUAUUGUACCGUACUGAAUAUUAUUUAUUGAAUAAAACAAUGUACAACAGCA